AUGGCCUCCGAACCGCCCUCCUUCAUCUCCGCCACAACAGUCCUCUCCCUCCUCUCAACCGUCGCAAUCCUCCUCACGGCCUACCUCGCAUCCCUACACUUCCUCCCCAAAACCACCACCACUACCAAAAUCCGCCUUCUCUUCAUCUGGCACGCCUUCGAUGCCCUAAUACACUUCAUCCUCGAGGGAAGCUAUCUCUACAAUUGCUUUUUCAGCUAUAAGACGCGCACACUCGGAGGGGGAGGAGGAGGUCUAUGGGGAGAAGACGAAGCCGCGGCGACUUUCGUCUCUCCCUACCUGCCUCCCGAUGUAUAUUUCCUGGGACAUAGCGAUCGGGUGUAUGGGAGUGAAUACGGAACGAAUCCCUUUGCGAAGUUGUGGAUGGAAUAUGCCAAGGCGGAUCGGAGGUGGGGUGGGAGGUGAGUUUACAGAUUCUACCUAGUAUUCUAUGCCAGGGAUUGCUGAGUCUUGACAACACACAUAUAUAGCGAUCUAACAAUCAUCUCCCUCGAACUCCUCACCGUCUUCAUCGCGGGCCCCAUGGCCCUUCAUAUCUGCAACCGUCUCCGCAAACAGCGCGAAGACGCCUGGUUCUGGAUGGUAGUCCUCGCGACGGGAGAAUUGUACGGCGGUUUCAUGACGUUUGCGCCCGAAUGGUUGAGCGGGAAUGCGAAUCUCGACGCGAGCAAUUGGAUGUAUCUCUGGCUGUAUCUCGUGUUCUUCAAUGCUGGGUUGUGGGUGGUUAUACCCGGAUGGAUUCUCUACGAAGCGUAUGGGAGGAUUGUCAGGGCGCUGCAGUUGAGGGAGCUGAGUAGUGAGGGGGAGAAGACGGAAAGGAAGAAGAAAAGGUAG
Lecanosticta acicola is the source of this 852-nucleotide messenger RNA. The record is from the annotation of a GenBank genome assembly. Lineage: Eukaryota; Fungi; Ascomycota; Dothideomycetes; Mycosphaerellales; Mycosphaerellaceae.